Messenger RNA from Rhododendron vialii, 936 nucleotides. RefSeq names its product S-linalool synthase-like. Gene Ontology annotation, biological process: diterpenoid biosynthetic process. The coding region runs from base 1 to 672 and encodes 223 amino acids. The transcript has 2 exons. Gene Ontology annotation, molecular function: terpene synthase activity; magnesium ion binding. NCBI's taxonomy places the organism in Eukaryota, Viridiplantae, Streptophyta, Magnoliopsida, Ericales, Ericaceae. The record is from RefSeq and is a predicted model, not a curated record.
AUGAACAGUCAGAUCGACUGCUCGGCACCGCUGCCAAGCACCCCCGCUUGUACGUAUUUUGUUUUGCCUAAAAAGCUCACACCAUUUGUGCAUUGGCAGAAGGAGCAACUAGAUGGGAAAACAAAUCUUGUUUUGCUCCACCUAAAAGGCAAUCCAAAGGCAGAGAUUGAAGACUCAAUUUCCUAUGUCAAAGGGAUGCUAGAUGAGAAGAAAACAAAGUUAUUGGAGCAUGCUUUGAUGGAUUAUGGCUCCAAUGAUUUGCCUAAACCAUGCAAGCUUCUCCACUUAUCAUGCCUGAAAGUCUUUCACAUGUUUUACAACUCUUCCAAUCAAUUCGACUCGGAUACAGAACUAUUUCACGACAUUAAAAGAGGGAUUUACAUUCCUCCGGAGAAUCCAGUCCCUAGACGAAUUCUAUCUCCUUCCAAAACGGAAACGAAAUGUUCAAAAGUUAAGGCUCGUUUGAUGGGCGAAUCCGGAUAUCAAGGCGGCUGGAAUUUCAAUACUGGACAGAAAUUUGCACGGAGUGCUACUCCAAUACCUGUUGGGCGUGACAAAGUCAUUAUCCCACCGAAGUUCGGGUUGUGCUUUCCGGUGACAAAGGAUUUCCAGUGGACUGCAGGGGUUAGAGGUAACUUCGGCAGAGCGUUUAUCUUGGGAAGGGGCUAUUAGUCUCUGACUCUCUGCAAUGGGUUGAAGUUAGUGCUGGGUAGCGCUACUGAAUUAAGGAUGACUUGGGUACAUCUGAGCAGCGAUUUAUGUUUCGAUUAUUUUUGUUGGCAUCUUGUCAACAGUAUUGUGUUUUUGAUAUAUCGUUUGAAUAAGCCUUUGCAAGUAACAACAGUAGAAGAGUCGUUGUACUCUUUGAAGGUCUCUCAAUACACUUCUAUGAUCUUUAUAAUUAACGAAAUUUUUCUUUGCGGUUCAAAAACAUGA